AUGCCUUCCGAAUCAACACGCAUUGAGGAUGAAGCAGCCGGGCAAGUUGGCCUGAAGAGAAAACUGGAAGUAACUCGCGAGAAGAUAAAAAAGUUAAAACACGAGGAGGAGACGCUAUUGCAUCAGAUUGAGACGACUGCUGAAACUGACGAAAGGCAAAUCGGAUACCGUGAUGAGGAUUUCUGUGUGAUAGAGGAACCUAAUAUAUCGUCAAUUAAGGAAAUGAAAGACCUUUCUAUGGCUGUGACACAGCAAAGCCAAAAUGUCGCAAAACUGGCAAUACGAUAUGCAGGAUUAAAGGAGCUCCCGAAAUUUUCGGGAAACAUUGAUGAAUGGGCAAAUUUCUAUGCACAAUAUAUGAAAACAACUUCCGACGGGCAAUUCACUUCGUCAGAAAAUGUCACCCGAUUAGAAAAGUGUUUGUCUGGUGAAGCCAGAGAAUUGGUGGCUUCUCUACUGACAGUUUCUGGCGAAGCGGAGUCUAUUAUGGCGAUUUUGAAGGAGAGAUUCGGCCAUCCGAGGCAACAGCUUCAGAGAUUGAUUCAAAGAGCAAAACAGGCUGAGGCUCCAAAUGACAACAAACCUAUUUCUGUAGUCAAGUUUGCAGCCGAGAACAUGUGGGCGGAAGUGAUUCAUGAAAAUCCAGACUACUCGAUAAUGAAUCUGAUGGAGUUCCUGAAUAUGAGAGCAAAGUUGGCAUUGGCUAUUACACCUUUGGACGGAGAGGUGCCAUCAUCAACCUCAUGCCAGAAGCGCAUGGAAAGAAAGUGCCCCAAGUUUAGAGGUAAUGGAGUCUUAACAGCAUUAUCGAUCAGAACAGGAAGUUGCGCGGUAUGCCAUGACGGUCAUCAUGCAUCUGAAUGUCCCAAGCUUAAAGAGAUGUCCCUGGAGCAGAGACUUGCCAAGACCAAGGAAUUAAACUUGUGCAGAUCAUGCCUCGGGCGAAAUCACAAGAUGUUUCAGUGUCUCAAGAAACAUGAAUGUGGGAUUGAGAAGAAAGAAUCCACGAUGGAAACGACAGUAUAA
Molecule: messenger RNA, 1026 nt
Organism: Phlebotomus papatasi
Lineage: Eukaryota; Metazoa; Arthropoda; Insecta; Diptera; Psychodidae
Exons: 3
Coding region: 1-1026 (341 amino acids)
Source: RefSeq, a predicted model, not a curated record